Messenger RNA from Amblyraja radiata (thorny skate), 1358 nucleotides. It is a transcript of the gene slc25a38b, whose product is annotated as solute carrier family 25 member 38b. Gene Ontology annotation, biological process: glycine import into mitochondrion. Gene Ontology annotation, cellular component: mitochondrial inner membrane; mitochondrion. NCBI's taxonomy places the organism in Eukaryota, Metazoa, Chordata, Chondrichthyes, Rajiformes, Rajidae. The transcript is spliced from 9 exons. Gene Ontology annotation, molecular function: glycine transmembrane transporter activity. The coding region runs from base 371 to 1231 and encodes 286 amino acids. The record is from RefSeq and is a predicted model, not a curated record.
CCACCGGGCGGGCGGGCGGGAGCGAGCGAGCGAGUGGAUACAUUGGGCUCAGGCGAUACAAUCUUUGAUACAAAGUGUUCCAGCGCCGCGGCCACAGACAGCUGAGGGGCAGCGACUCGUCCCGACCUGGACCACCAGCAAACCCCGCUCCAAGACCAAGACCAAGACCUCCUGGACCGGGAUCAGCAGCAGCAGCAGCAGCAACUGCAACUCAUCCCGGGACCGGAGCUCUCAUCCCAUCUGAGAUCACAUCCAGGUGCUGGGAUCUGAUCCCAUCCCUGGACUAGGAAGUGAACCAGAACCAGGAAGUCCAAGUCAGCGGGAGCUGAGGACGUUGAUCCGGGAUCGAGUCCUGAGGAAGAAAGAGAAGAUGGAAGUUUUUCUGUGUCACCCGGUGCUGAAGGCCUUCAUGUGCGGCUCUCUGAGUGGGACCUGCUCCACGCUGCUCUUCCAGCCCCUUGACCUGGUGAAGACUCGCCUACAGACCGUGCAGAGCUCCGUCAAUGGAUCUGGGCGAGUUGGAAUGAUCGCCAUUUUGCUGAAUGUUAUUCGCACAGAGAGAAUCAUUGGAUUGUGGAAAGGUGUCUCUCCGUCAUUUGUCCGAUGCAUCCCCGGUGUUGGCAUUUACUUCAGCACGCUCUACUCCACCAAGCAGCACUUCUUCAGCGAGAGGAGCCCCUCGGCACUGGAGUCGGUGGCUUUAGGCGCCAGCGCUCGCACAGUAGCGGGCGUCUGCAUGUUGCCCGUAACCGUGGUGAAGACGCGAUACGAGAGUGGGAAGUUUCAGUACGAAAGCGUGUUCAGUGCUUUGAGAAAUAUCUACAAGACUGAGGGCGCGCGGGCACUGUUCAGCGGACUGACAGCCACACUACUCCGCGAUGCCCCCUUCUCUGGGAUUUACCUCAUGUUCUACACACAGACCAAGAGAACAGUACCCGAAGACAGGUACCAGACGCCAAUUCUCCCUCUGAUCAACUUCGGCUGUGGCAUCUUUGCGGGCAUUUUGGCUUCCAUGGUGACGCAGCCAGCAGAUGUGGUGAAGACACACAUGCAGCUCUCUCCCGAAAAGCAUCGGCAAGUUAGACACACCAUCGUCUUCAUCUUUGAGAACCACGGCUUGGUGGGGUUUUUCCGCGGCGCCGUUCCUCGAUCGUUGCGCCGAUCCCUCAUGGCGGCCAUGGCCUGGACGGUCUACGAACAGAUGAUGACCAAGCUGGGCCUCAAGUCGUGAAGAGCCGAGCAGUGAAAGGAAAGAACCGUUGGCUAAUGGAGAGAAGGGACCAUCUCACUGGAGUUUUGUGUGCUGAGACUUCAAAUGGCUUGCGGCCUUUUGAGCGUGAACAGUGGUACUUUUUCUA